Scleropages formosus (Asian bonytongue) is the source of this 4527-nucleotide messenger RNA. RefSeq names its product caytaxin-like. The record is from RefSeq and is a predicted model, not a curated record. Gene Ontology annotation, biological process: apoptotic process. The transcript is spliced from 13 exons. The coding region runs from base 960 to 2063 and encodes 367 amino acids. Gene Ontology annotation, cellular component: cytoplasm. NCBI's taxonomy places the organism in Eukaryota, Metazoa, Chordata, Actinopteri, Osteoglossiformes, Osteoglossidae.
UGCACGUGCGAGGCGGUGGAGGGGACAGAAAGGCUGCUAUUCCUCUUCACAGAGCAAACCUGCAAACAUUUCAAAUAUCAUUUGGUGCAGAAAGGAGGGCUCUCAUAAGUGUGUGUGUGUGUGUGUGUGUGUGUGUGUGUAGCUGGGAGGCGUUGAGGAGUCACAGGGACACAGAAGGGCUGCUCAGUAUAAGGGAGAACUGCAGAUGCUGUUGCUAGGGAACCGCGGAUGGUGGAAAAAGGACUAAUUGUAGGAGCUUCUGAAUGUUGCAGAGACUCAACAGGACAUCCAGAGAAAGUGAAAUGAGCAAACCAUCAGAUGGAUCAAGUAUCUAGGAAUCAGUCUCCCACUUGUGUGUUUUGAGAGCGAGCGAGAGAGAGAGAGGCACGGAUGCAAAGAGGUACAUGAGCUGAAAGGAGAAGAAAAGGGUUUACAGUAGAAUGAUGCCUAACAGAGUGGCUAAGGGAGGAAAUAUUGUCAAAACUGUUAAUAUUGUCAGCUGGGACAAAAAUGAAUUGGCAAUGAAGCAUCGAGGCAGAUAUUGAGGAGAGUGAGUCAAGGAGUGAGGAUGGUGUAAAGGGGCGUGUGGUGUGCUCACAGUGCACAGAAUCUGACAGACCCAGCUCUGUGCUUUGCUCACGCUCUCCCACCCACCACAGCGGGGCAGCGCUUUUGUCUUGCCAGCUCGGGAAAGAAAGGGACCCCUACUCCGUCCUCUCACACCUGCUGUUGCCAUCGCUGCCGCUGCUGACUCUCCCAGGGAGCAAGGAGCGGGGCUGAACCCCCUCGCGUAAGGGAUGCCUUUCCUCCGGACUGAAACGUGAACGUUUUCCGCUGCUCGGCUGAAGCACUGCCAAACACGAGAGCAGGGGGGACGGAAGAGAGGAGAGGAGAAGAGAAGAGAAGAGAAGAGAAGGACGUUGUUGAGAAAUCUCUCCACCAUCACCAGACUCUGGAGGAUGGGCACCACCGAGGCAACUCUGCGAAUGGAGAACAUGGAGGUGAAGGAUGAGUGGCAGGAUGAAGACUUCCCCCGGCCACUUCCAGAGGACGGUGACAUGGAAUCCUCCUGUGGCCUCACUGAUGACAGAACCUCACCCCCCAAUUCUCUAAAUGGGGCUGGUGGGGGUGGGGGGGCAGGCCACCGGAAGAGGCGCACGCUCGUGGCUCCUGAGAUGAACCUGUCCCUCGACCACAGCGAAGGCUCUCUGCUUUCUGACGACUUUCUGGACACGCCCGAUGACCUGGACAUCAACGUGGAUGACAUCGAAACACCCGAUGAAACAGACUCUUUGGAGUUCAUCACCAACGGCAAUGAGCUAGAAUGGGAAGACGAUACCCCGGUUGCAUCUGCCAAGGCUCCGCCAGGAGACCGGGGCGAUGAGGAGGGAGAGGCCGGCGAAGGGACCGGCAGCAGAAUGUGGAGGACAGUGAUCAUUGGGGAGCAGGAGCACCGUAUUGACAUGCAGGUCAUCCGACCAUACCUGCGUGUCAUCACACACGGGGGUUACUAUGGUGAAGGGCUCAACGCUAUAAUUGUGUUUGCAGCCUGCUAUCUUCCUGACAGCAGCUGUGCAGAUUACCACUACAUUAUGGAGAACCUCUUCCUCUACGUUGUCAGCAGCCUGGAGAUGCUCGUGGCAGAGGACUAUAUGAUUGUCUACAUGAAUGGGGCCACACCACGGAGAAGAAUGCCAGGCAUAGGCUGGCUAAAGAAGUGCUAUCAAAUGAUCGACAGGAGGUUACGGAAAAAUCUGAAAGCGCUGAUCAUCGCUCACCCAUCCUGGUUUAUCCGCACCGUGCUGGCCGUCUCCAGGCCCUUCAUCAGUGUGAAAUUUAUGAACAAAAUCCGCUACGUGCACAGCUUGGAGGAGCUGGAGCAGAUAAUUCCCAUGGAGCAUGUACAGGUUCCAGAGUGCGUGCAACAGUUUGAAGAGGAGAGAAUUAAAGCACAGAGGGAAAGGAUGGAGCAGGAGCAGCAAAAGGAGCAGAUGCAGCAGCUCCCACAGGCUGCAGCUAACCCAGAUAGGUCACCUGCAACGACGGAGGAGCAUGGGCUGUGAAACAUGUGAAGCACUGCUUUUCCUGUAAGGAUAAAUUUGGUGUACGAGAAAUAUAUUUAUCCGAGAGGAACGUGAAGAUGAAGAGCUCUGCGAAGAAUUAAACUCCUCCUUCUUAAAAUCCAUGACUGAAGAAUAGUUUUUCCAUCCUUGAGCGUGCCACCAAAGCAGACUCAGACUCUGAACCCCAUAAAGCUUUCAUGUUGUCACUAAAUUCCAGCAUGAACCAUUCUGAUGGAAUCCGCAUGUCAUCUUAUAUACUUUCCUGGAUAUGUGAGCUGUGUGUUCCUCGGGUCUACCCUCAUCCCCCAACAAAAGGACGUAUGUUUCGAAGACUAACGGCAUGCAUUUUUUCUGAGCUCUGACAAAAUCUGUAGCGUAUUGAUCAGAAAUCCAAUCCGGUGAGAAACAUGAUGAAUGAAAAUAAUGUAAUGUGGGGAAAGUUUUGAUACAGUGGAUUUUGAAAAAAAAGGUAUAAACUGGUGAAUUUUAAUUAACAAUGUCCAUUUUUAUUGUACUUGUAUGAACUGGUGGCAGUAAAUACAGAAGGAAAGCGAUGCCGUGCUUAUUUUUUGCACUGCUUAUUAGGCUUUAAUGCAAAGGGUCGUCGACAUCCCCGAGGGCUGCGUCUGCACCGUGCCAGUUUGUAGGAGGGAAAGAAGUGAUCCCUCUCGCUGCUGACAGCCAGGGUAAUGAAGCCAACUCCCCCUUAGGCAGCCCCCUUCCUUCUGCAAAACUCCCAGACACAAUCACCACGUGACAUAGCUCGGAUUCAAACUGCAGCAUGUGCUCAAGCCCCAGCCAAGGACGCUUGGCGUUGGCAAUCUGUUCAGGAGGCCAGCACACUCCCCGGCUCGACAAUAGUCUGAACGUGGACUUCUCUGAUAGAUUCACUUCUGCUUCAGCUCUGUUAAAUGGAAGACGAGCCCCUUCGACCAACAACCUAGAACACCAGCAUACAGUAACAAGGACAAGCGUGUCGGACAAUGACGGGCCGCCGUUGUAACCACCACUUUCACAGUUGCCAUGGUAUCGUUACUGUUGUCAAAGCGCACAAAGCCCCGACAAAGCACAAUGCAGGCCUCAUCCAGAUGGAUCUAUCCUGCUGCGUGAUGAAGACGUUUACGAUCGCGCUUAUGCUGUGCCAUCUCUGCCAACAUGUUGGCCACAUAUGCAUUGUACCUAUUAAGCUGUACGAUAGAGUUGCUCAUUCCCGAGAUGUGCCCCCUGCUCUGUUGAGAUGUGUUUUCACGUACUGGGGAGUAACACUUAAACUGCCCGCAUACAUUUCAAAUGAAGACGAAACAAUGAAAGGCGACCAACGUAUUCUUUGCAACAAAAACAGCAAAGGUGACCUGAAGCCAGAUUAGCCGUAAAUGUGGGAAGCUGCAUCAGUCGAGCAUUCGUUGCAGUCAAGUACACCUGUUUCUAGUUUGUACAGUCAGUUUGGUGAACACUGAUGUACACACACAUCAGAUGCACUGUACAACGUGACGGGUUGGCUCCCGCUGUGGCAGGAGUUACGCCAUCCGGACAUGUCAACAGCAUGUUUUGAAUGCUAAUUAUGAUUCUUGAUUUAUUUAGCUUCUUUUUCCUAUAUAAAACGUCAAUUGAUGCCUUGUUAAACUUGCAGUAGGAAAAAUACAAAGGUAUUUUUUUAUCGUUAUAAUGUCUAUUGUAUGACAAGAUAUUGACUUGCACUAAUAAUUGAAUAAAUUACGUUUCCGUGAGUUUUGGGUAACAGAUUGAAUUACUGACUUUCACGUGAGCUUUAGGUAACAUUCAAAGCCAGCUCAAAGUGAAUUCAUUGUGUUAUUCAUAUUCAUAUUCUCCAGGCAAAUAAUUUUUCCUACAUUAAUGGUUUGACCAAGGUAUCUCAGAACCCCAGAUUAUUAAAUCUGUUGUUUUGCCUACGUCUGAACAUAGCAACAUAGCAGGUGCAAUUUUCUGGCUUUUGGUCAGCACUCUUAUGUUCAAUGGUUUUUGUUUGCUGUUGCAUUGACAUAAGGAAAUGCCAUUUGUGAAGGAUAUAGCCCUUGCGAACUGCCUGCCUUCGUGGUGAAUCUUGCCCAAUGAAUUGCUGGAAGGCCUCCCAGAAGAAUUCACCACCAAACCACCACUGAAUUUAUUCCUUUUAAGGAUUUAAGACUUAGAAGCAACUAUUAUGUAUUUAUUUACUCCAAGCAUUUGCAAAAAAUGAAUUGGUAUCAGAAUCAUUUGUGAGACAUUCAGUCUCACAGAUGUGUAUUUUAAAGUUUCACCUGCUCAAAUGUCCUUUGUAUUCAAAUGUAAAUAAUGUAUGAUGUUAUCAUUAACGUUAAAAUUAAAAUUGGCACAUUAGAUUAAUCUGAGUGAGUUGUUCGGCAGUAAAAUGACAUCAGAAAUGUGUGGUGCAUUUUUGUAAUAUGCUUGUCAAGUGUUGGUGUGUAGCAGUGUCUUCAGAAUAAAUCAGCAAAUACCAAACACA